Molecule: messenger RNA, 694 nt
Organism: Darwinula stevensoni
Lineage: Eukaryota; Metazoa; Arthropoda; Ostracoda; Podocopida; Darwinulidae
Source: the annotation of a GenBank genome assembly
GGACGAGUUGCAUCGUUCGGCUCAGGCUCCCAUCCAGAUUCGGUUCAGAAGGGGAGAGAAUGCCACGUCGUCGAAAGGAGUCCGGAGUCCACGACCUUCACGGCCAGAAAGGGCACAAACCGGCAGCAAGAAACGCGGCAAACGCCCGCGAAAGGGCCCGAAUGAGGGUGCUGAGCAAGGCGUUCUCGAGGCUCAAGACGACCUUACCCUGGGUCCCAGCGGACACCAAGCUCAGCAAAUUGGACACCCUCCGGCUGGCCACGAGUUACAUCGCCCACUUGGGUGCUCUUCUGGGCGAAGAAGACCUGAGCAAUCCGGGGGAUCCAAGCGGGAUUUCCAAUUCUUCUCCGACCCCUGUUCAUCCCCUCGCCCUGACUUGGCCGUUCCUGAUCCAGAGACCCUGCUCUGCCCAGGAACUGUCACCAGUGGACUACGGUCUCGCUGGAUGCAACGGUAAUCCUCAUCAGGGAGAUUACGAACAGUACCAGUCGUCGAACGGAGACGGAGACAUGGAUUGUUUGUCCUGGCAUUGUCCAGCCAAUUCGGGCCAUUUGCUGCAUUCCGCCAAUUCUUCCCCCCGGAUACAGGAAUCAUCGUGUGGGGAAUUCACAUCAAGAGCCUGACCGAUGAAGAUAAAAAGGACUUCCAAGAAAAAUAAAAGACUUUCCUCCUCCGAGUAUACACCAAGACAAAG